Messenger RNA from Cucumis sativus (cucumber), 662 nucleotides. Its product is annotated as dormancy-associated protein 1. The transcript is spliced from 3 exons. Bases 66 to 392 code for a protein of 108 amino acids. The record is from RefSeq and is a predicted model, not a curated record. Lineage: Eukaryota; Viridiplantae; Streptophyta; Magnoliopsida; Cucurbitales; Cucurbitaceae.
AUGUAAGCAAGAACAUAUGUCAAACCUCAUAAAGCAAAUCUAUAAAUAAUAAAAGAAAGAGAAAUAUGCUUGAAAAGUUUUGGGAUGAUGUCGUGGCUGGACCUCAGCCAGACCGCGGCCUUGGACGAUUAAGACGAAUUGCCACGGGCAUCACAGAUACAGAAGCAGGAAGAAAGUAUCAAAGAUCAUUGUCGAUGCCGACAAGUCCUGAGACGCCAUCGUCUCCAGCAUCACCCCGUGCGGCGGACAACGUGUGGAGGAGUGUGUUCAACCCUGGUAGCAAUCUGGCUACCAAGACUAUUGGCUCCAAUGUGUUUGAUAAGCCUCAACCUAACUCCCCUAGCGUCUAUGACUGGCUUUAUAGUGAAGGCACAAAGAGCGAACACCGUUGAUGCUCCACCAACGAAGGGCUGGAUGUAAAUACGUGUUAUGGCUGAUGUGUUUUACCACGUUUCGUGUCUUUUUAUAAUAAAUAACAAUAAUUUUAGUAUUAUACCCUUAAAUAAGAGCAACCUUUGCUAAUGAGUUGCUUCUUUCCAAUCCUUUUGUAAGUUUUUUACUUUGCCCUGUGUUAAACCAUGCACGAUGUGGCAUUCCUUAUAAUAACAAAUUUUAAGCAUUUUAAUUCAUGAAUGAAACAUCCGAAAAGGUCUAAUUUUGUC